Messenger RNA from Strongyloides ratti, 1038 nucleotides. Its product is annotated as Activator of 90 kDa heat shock protein ATPase homolog 1. NCBI's taxonomy places the organism in Eukaryota, Metazoa, Nematoda, Chromadorea, Rhabditida, Strongyloididae. Gene Ontology annotation, biological process: positive regulation of ATP-dependent activity; protein folding. The record is from RefSeq and is a predicted model, not a curated record. Gene Ontology annotation, molecular function: ATPase activator activity; protein-folding chaperone binding. The coding region runs from base 1 to 1038 and encodes 345 amino acids. The transcript is spliced from 3 exons. Gene Ontology annotation, cellular component: cytosol.
AUGGCCAAAUGGGGAGAAGGAGAUCCACGAUGGAUUGUUGAAGAAAGAGCUGAUGGAACGAAUGUUAACAAUUGGCACUGGACUGCUAAAAAUGCUACUGGAUGGUCGAAAGGUGAACUUAACAAACUUCUUACUGGAAUUGAAGUCUCAAAAGGACCAAUUGUUAUUAAAUUUGAGGAGAUAAAAAGUAUUGAAGGUGAAGCCUCGGCUAAUAACAGAAAGGCGAAACUUAUUUUUUUAUAUGAAUGGGUUGUUAAAGUUUCUUUUGUUGCCCGUGUUGCUGGAUUUGAAUCUGAAUAUAAAGGUUGUAUUGAAAUCCCUAAUUUAUCUGAUGAAAAUGAUGCUGAUGAGAUAGACGUCCAAACAACAAUUGAAACACGUGGUCCACAUGAAGCUGAAAUUAGAAGUAUUAUGAGUCGUGAGGGAACUAAACUUAUUCAAGAUCAAUGUGGAAAAUAUAUAAAAAAUUUGAAGGAAGAAUUCAGUAAAGGGUUGAUCCUCCCAACAAAUUCAGUAAAGCCUCAAGUUAUUUCCAGUGGGAAAACAACAAUUGUUGAUAAGAAAUCUUUCCAGAAUACAAUUGUUGAAUCAAAAAGUGAGGUUAAAGAAGAGAAACCUGCAGGACCAGUUAACACUACAACUUUUGAAACAAAAUAUUCAUUCAAAGUUUCUCCAGACGUUCUUUUUAAACUUGUCUUUGAGAAAGAUAACGUAGCUAAAUGGUCUAAUUCUCAACCGAAAGUGUAUUUAUUUGAGGAAGGUGGAGAAUUUUCACUUAUGGGUGGGCAAAUAAGCGGUAAAUUUGUUAACAUUGUUGAAAACAAAGAAGUUAAAUUAAAAUGGAGACUGAAAUCGUAUCCUGUUGGUCACUUUGCUGAUGUUUCAAUUAUGAUUGAUGAUCAGAGGGAUUCUUCUGACCUUAUAAUAAAGGCAGAAAGUGUUCCUAAGAAUAACUUUGAGGACACAAAAAUUGGUUUUGAACGUUAUUAUUGUCAAUUUUUGGGAAGAACUUUUAUGUGUGCAUUAACACUUGAAUAG